AUGAGUUCUCCAGCAUUCAAGUGUCUCGUACGAUUUAUUCCUAAGUCCGAUCCAUCUAGUAUCUUGAUUGGCGAGCCGUCACAAGAGGACUUGGACAUCGGCUUAGCGACUCGUGAUGGCAAGGACGUUGCUGUCCAUGUGUUCUCCGGAAAGUCAGUCUUGUCGCCUGGCUCUCGCACAGAUAGAACCGAAUCUGUUGAGCGAAUACUGUCACCGUUGGCCCAACGAGAAUAUGUUCAACACGCGAAAGAAGUGAACAUGGACAUCCCGACAAUCCCGACCCUGUUUCUUAAGCCUAGCACAUCUUUAGGUGACCCUUGGCCUGCUGUCACAUUGCUACCCAAGAUAACCCAAAAUGAUGGAAGCGGUGACUAUGAGUCGGAGCUGGCGGUCGUUACUGGCAAAGCGGCUAAGAAUGUGUCCGAAGAGGAGGCUAUGGAAUACGUUUUGGGGUUCACCGCAGCCAAUGAUAUCUCAAGCCGCGUCUCACAAUUGAACCAGUCCCAAUGGUGCUUCUCUAAAGGUUUUGACGGGGCAUGUCCCAUUGGGCCCGUCCUAGUCUCCCCGUCAGUUAUCCCAGAUCCUUCCAAGCUGCAUAUUCGGGGCCUGAAGAAUGGCAAAGUGCUACAAGAUUGUUCUUUAGACAUUCCUAAGCUGAUUAGCUUUCUAUCUCAAGGCACGACCCUUCCGGCUGGCACCGUGAUUAUUACCGGUACACCAGCGGGAGUGGGUAUGGGCAGAAAGCCCAGGGAGACCCUUGAGCAUGGUGAUGAAUUCAGGGUGGAGAUCCUGCCGCACAUUGGUACACUCGUCAGCACAUUCCAAAAUGAAUAG
Fusarium keratoplasticum is the source of this 834-nucleotide messenger RNA. Its product is annotated as FAA-hydrolase domain-containing protein. NCBI's taxonomy places the organism in Eukaryota, Fungi, Ascomycota, Sordariomycetes, Hypocreales, Nectriaceae. Bases 1 to 834 code for a protein of 277 amino acids. The record is from RefSeq and is a predicted model, not a curated record. Gene Ontology annotation, molecular function: acetylpyruvate hydrolase activity. The transcript is spliced from 6 exons.